This is a messenger RNA of Bubalus bubalis (water buffalo), 1970 nucleotides long. RefSeq names its product angiopoietin like 5 (gene ANGPTL5). NCBI's taxonomy places the organism in Eukaryota, Metazoa, Chordata, Mammalia, Artiodactyla, Bovidae. The transcript has 9 exons. Bases 572 to 1738 code for a protein of 388 amino acids. The record is from RefSeq and is a predicted model, not a curated record.
ACUAUGUUAGGCUUUAGCAGCUCUGUAAAAUAAAAGAAGUGUUAGGUUAACCGUUAAGACGGACUAUUUCAGGAGACCAAAACAUUUUAUUUACUUGCGGCAUUCUUUUCUCCAAGCAGCAUGAAUUAUCAGGAGAUGGAUAAUAUGAAGAAAAGAACAUAAUGACCUAACUCUACAAGAAAACAAUCCCCAGAGAACACGUUUACCUAUUUCAAAACUCAUUAAAAAAAAAAAAAAUUACCGCAAAGUUGAAAACGGGGGAGAUAACAAGGCGGCCGGGAAAGUGGUCCUAGAAUAGAAGAUGUUAUUUCAGGUUUAAGGGGAGCAGCGACAGUUGCCGAAGCAAAUACCCGCAUUAAGAUGACUGGCCGGUUUCUCUCAUCUAGCAUCUGUGAUAAUGGGAACAGAACAGAAAAAAGAUGGGGCUCCCCACUUCCAACACCGCCACCCAGGCAACCACGGCUGGAAGGAUACAGAAAUUUUCGACUGAAGACUCAAUGUACUGGAGCUCUUUCCACAGAGAGCUAACUGAUAUUUGAAGAAAAUUUUCAUUUCUCCAACCAAGAAAAAUAUGAUUUAUCUUUUCCAAGCCUCACUCUUGUUCUUAAAUCUAUGUAUUUUUACUUGUGGAGAAGCUAUACAAGAUAACUGUGAGCAUCAUUCUACGGAUUCUCCAGGAGUUAACAUUGUAGAAGAUGAAUCUAAUUCAAAAGGUGAAAGUAAAAGUAAUGCUACUGUUUACAAAGAAGAUUGUGAGGAAUCAUGUGAUAUUAAAACUAAAAUUACACGAGAAGAAAAAUAUUUCAUGUGUAGGAAUUUGCAAAAUUCUAUUGUUUCUUAUACACGAAGUACCAAAAAACUACUAAGAAACAUGAUGGAUGAGCAGCAAGCUUCCUUGGAUUAUUUAAUUAAUCAGGUUAAUGAGCUCAUGAAUCGAGUUCUCCUUUUGACAACAGAAGUUUUUAGAAAACAGCUGGAUACUUUUCCUCACAGACCAGUUCAGUCACAUGGUCUAGAUUGUACUGAUAUUAAAGAUACCAUUGGUUCUGUCACCAAAACACCAAGUGGUUUGUAUAUAAUCCAUCCAGAAGGCGCUAGUCAUCCAUUUGAGGUUAUGUGUGACAUGGAUUACAGAGGAGGUGGAUGGACUGUGAUACAGAAAAGGAUCGAUGGGAUAAUUGAUUUCCAAAAGUUGUGGUGUGAUUAUCUGGAUGGAUUUGGUGACCUCUUAGGUGAAUUUUGGCUAGGACUGAAAAAGACUUUUUAUAUAGUGAAUCAGAAGAAUACCAGUUUUAUGCUGCAUGUGGCACUGGAAUCUGAAGAUGACACAUUAGCUUAUGCAUCAUAUGAUGAUUUUUGGAUAGAGGAUGAAACAAAAUUUUUUAAAGUGCACUUAGGACGAUAUUCAGGAAAUGCUGGUGAUGCAUUCCGGGGCUUCAGAAAAGAAGAUAAUCAAAAUGCAAUGCCUUUCAGCACACCAGAUGUUGAUAAUGACGGGUGUCGUCCUGCAUGCUUCAUCAGUGAUCAGUCUGUGAAGAGCUGCAGCCACCUCAGUAACAAUACCGGCUGGUGGUUCAGCCAGUGUGGUCUCGCAAAUCUGAAUGGCAUUCAUCACUUCUCUGGAAAGUUGAUUACAACUGGAAUUCGAUGGGACACAUGGACUAAAAACAACUCACCCAUCAAGAUUAAAUCUGCUUCAAUGAAAAUUAGAAGAACUUACAAUCCGUAUUUUAAAUAAUCUCAUUUAAAAAUUUAAUGCUAUUUUUGAUAAUAUAUAAGAGUCUACAUAGUUCUAUUUUUACUGUUUUAAGCACAUUUGCCAAAAUUUAACCAUAGAUGACAUCUAGGUAUUAUGAAUCUAAUUAGAAAUCUUUAAUUUUGUAGGGUUUUAAUAAAGGAAAACAUGGCUCAAUAUAUGCUUUUACUACUAUCUAUAUUAGUAAUAUAUAAUAAAAUUUGUUUUGAGUGAA